Molecule: messenger RNA, 870 nt
Organism: Tetrahymena thermophila SB210
Lineage: Eukaryota; Ciliophora; Oligohymenophorea; Hymenostomatida; Tetrahymenidae
Product: 50S ribosome-binding GTPase
Exons: 1
Molecular function (GO): GTP binding
Source: RefSeq, a predicted model, not a curated record
AUGCAAGUCUAUCAUUUUUACUGCCUGCACCUCCUUAUUUUUCUAAAUGAUACACAUGCUUUGAUGAUUGGAAAAACGGGAGUAGGUAAGUCUUAUUUGAGUAAUUUGAUUUUAGGAAAGGAGUGUUUCUCUACUUCAGCUGAUAAUACAACCAGAAAAUUAGGCUCCAUUAUCCGCUCAAAUAAUUGGCUAACCAUCAUUAAAACAUAAGGUCUAUUUUAUGGAAAAUAAAAGAGCAAAAACCUGCUAAAUAACAUCAUUUAGAUAAUCAAAGAUGUAAAAGGGAUACACAAAAUCAUUUUUGUAACCUAAUACGGCUCAGUAUUAGACUAGCUUUCGUUAAUAAUACUGGGUGUUCUUUCUUAUUGUAUCUUGGGCAUAAGCCCAGAUCUUUUAGUUAUUGUAAACAAGUCAGGAAGAGAAUAUGAAUACACUAAAAACCUAGAACAAAAAUAUAAGCAUUUUGGAGACUAAAUUUUCAUAAAAGAGGAAUAGUAACUGAAUAAAGAUAUAUCUUAUAUGUAUGAGAAAAUCAAAUAUUGGUGGGGUAAAGAUUUUAUUCUUUUAGAUGUUAAAGAUUUCAAUGCUUGCUAAUCUAAUGAAGAAGAAGAAAAAUAAAAAUAAUUCUGCUCAUUUUAACUAUGCUAAGAAAUCUUUUAUUGCAGCUUUAUUAGUCAAGAUUAAGUAAAGAAUUGGUAAGAGUUCUAUUCAGCAUUCCAAAAAAAGGAUAUAAAAAUAUAAUACUAUAUAGAUUAAGAAAACAUAAUAAGGGAGGAAAUCAAGAAAAAUAGCAAAAAGAUGAAUAUCAUAACUAUCCCUAUUAGUAAGAGAUCUUUCUAUGUUUUAUUAUAGUUUCAAAAUAAAAUCUGA